GCUGAAGUUGCGCAGUGGUUCAUGUGCGACGCUCUUCUUUGCGGCGCGUUUGCUGUUCGCAGCGUCACAAAGAUGAAAGAGCAGUUUUUGAAACCACUUCCUCUUAAAAUGCACUUAUCCCAGUGACCUGUUGCACGCUCACCCAGAAACUGCGGCUUAAUAACACUUUGACGGGCUUCCGUGCAACUAGUCCCCGUUGACAGGAGGCAGCGGGGCCACUUCUCAGUAGCAGGCCUGGCAGAACUAAAAGAAAUAUUAACAACAGCCAUGCUUUUACUGCUGGGGUGAGAGUUCCUCUUGCAGGGUGCACUAAAAAUAUGCCAUAAAGCAAUUUAAGGGAGCAGUCAAGCAUUAUUAUUUUUGUACCAUAAACUCUUCUAAUGAUUAUACAUAGUGAUUUGUAUUUGUGUAAGAACUAGUGCAAACGUGAAAGGUUUGCUGUUUAAAAUCAACCACAUUUAAUGUGUUUUUUUAUUGCCUGGAGUGUUCCGUGCAUUCGAAGGGACUCGGAUCAGCUGUUUGUUGUGAUGUGCCGCUGCCGUAGUACUUGCAGGAGGUGCGUGUUUGCCGAGCUUCCUGCGGCCGCUGCGGGGUAGGUUAGCAUAAACUCCUCCUACCGCGGCGCUAGCAUGGGCAGGUCUCACACUAAUAGGACGUCGGCGUCCCGCACAGAAUGCGUGGGAGCGGUGCGAGGAGAUGUCUAGUGCGAUGGGGGACUCAGAGAAGGGAAGUUUAGACAAGGAGAAAAGUUCUAACAGUACCACACAGAAGUCCAAAGUGUAUUCAAGCCUGGAGGGCCAGGGCGUCUCUAGUCGAGAGGACCGGGAUGACCUAGUGCGCUCGUCCAGCCACACCCCAUCUAACAAAGCUCAGAUACUGACCAUGCCGCAGUUUGCUCUGCGCGACACCCUCAUCAAGUGUGAGCUGAUGAAGAAUGAGGACAUUUACACUUACCUGGAGAACUUCAGCUUCUUCCUUGGCACGUUUAACGUCAAUGGACAGGCUCCAAAGGAAAGCCUCCGUCCUUGGCUGAGCUGCACCCUCCACCCUCCAGACAUAUACUGUGUGGGUUUCCAGGAGCUUGACCUCAGCAAGGAGGCUUUCUUCUUCAACGACACCCCCAAAGAGCCAGAGUGGACAAAGGCUGUCUCUGAGGCCUUGCAUCCUGAUGCCAAGUAUGCCUUAGUGAAGCUGGUGCGGCUGGUGGGCAUCAUGCUGAUCUUCUAUGUGAAAAAGGAGCAUGCUGAGUUCAUCUCGGAUGUGGAGGCUGAAACUGUGGGCACCGGUAUCAUGGGAAGGAUGGGCAACAAGGGAGCUGCGGCCAUUCGUUUCCGCUUCCACCACUCCGAUAUCUGUGUCGUUAACUCUCACUUUGCGGCCCACAUUGAGGAAUAUGAAAGGCGAAAUCAAGACUACAGGGAUAUAUGCAGCCGUUUACAGUUUCGACAACUCGACCCGACCCACCCUCCGCUCACUAUCAUGAAGCACAAUGUGGUUUUGUGGAUUGGGGAUCUCAACUACAGAAUUAGUGACCUUGAUGUAGAUGAUGUGAAGGAGCUAAUCAGCAAGAAGGACUUUGAAACAUUGCACAGUUAUGACCAGCUCAAGAGACAGAUCGAUAAGGAGGCUGUUUUUGAUGGCUUCGUGGAGGGAGAGAUUGAUUUCCAGCCUACCUACAAAUACGACACCGGCUCUGACAACUGGGAUACGAGUGAAAAAUGCCGUGUGCCUGCGUGGUGUGACCGCGUCUUGUGGAAAGGGAGGAACAUCGAACAAAGGCACUACCAGAGUCACAUGGCCCUGAAGACAAGUGACCACAAACCAGUCAGUUCUAUGCUCAUCAUUGGGAUCAAAAGAAUAAACGAAGAAGCCUACAAGAAGACCUUUGAAGAGAUUGUACGAAAUAUUGAUAAGAUGGAGAACGAGUGUAUUCCAUCUGUGACGUUGUCACAACGAGAGUUUGACUUUAAGGACGUGAGGUUCAUGGAGCACAAGGCACAGACACUAAGCCUGUUGAAUGAUGGGCAGGUCCCAUGUCAGUUUGAGUUCAUCCAGAAGCCGAAUGAGCCCACUUACUCCAAGCCCUGGCUCACAGCCAACCCCUGCAAAGGCUUCAUAGCUCAGGGUGGUUCUGUGGACAUUGAGCUUGAGAUUUUUGUGAACCGCUCAACAGCGCCAGACCUUAAUUUUGGUAAGGACCAGAUUGAAGACAUCCUGGUCCUUCAUCUGGAGCGUGGCAAGGACUACUUCCUCUCUGUGAUGGGAAACUAUCUGCCCAGCUGCUACGGCACUCCUAUCAGUUUGUUGUGUCAGCUAAGGGAGCCCAUCCAGGACAUGCAGCAAAUGACCCUUCGUGACCUGGUGGAAAUGUCUGGAGAUCAGAAUUCAGUAAACACUGAAAAGCCUCUAGACAUUCCCAAAGAACUCUGGAUGAUGGUGGAUCACCUGUUCCGUAAUGCAAGCAGACAGGAAGACCUAUUUCAGCAACCUGGGCUAAGGAGUGAAUUGGCUGAAAUAAGAGACUGCCUUGAUACAGGCAUGCCAGACUCUCUUCCUGGCAGUAACCACUCUGUGGCAGAGGCUCUACUUCUCUUCCUAGACUCCCUCCCAGAGCCUGUAGUUCCAUACUGCUUUUACAAGCAGUGCCUAGAAAGCUGCUCCAGUGCCAGUCAGUGUGAGAAAAUUAUCUCCAUGCUACCUCAGUGCCAUAAAAAUGUGUUCAACUAUUUAGCUGCCUUUCUUCGUGAACUGUUGAAGAAUUCUGCCAGCAAUCGAUUAGAUGCCAACGUUCUGGCAACCAUUUUUGCCUCCUUGAUGUUGAGGUCACCUAUGAAGCAGGAUUUUGCAGAGAAAAGGAAGACUCAGGAGUUCUUUCAGCAUUUCCUGGUACAAGGCUCCUCCUCCUCCUAGGCGGAGCAAUUUAUCUUCAUGUCCAUCGUGCUGAAGCUCAACACUAAAACUGUACAGUUCAGUAUUUGAAGUUAUGAUUUCUUUAUUUGUAGAUGGCCCUUUGUAUAGAUAAAUAGUAUAAUUACUGUAAGUGACAGUUGCCAUCUGAUAUUAGUUUAUUUUUUUUAAGCAAUGUUCAUCUGUUGAUGCAGUUUGUUUUUUGUCACUGACCAAGUGUAGAGACCUAACAAUUUCUAAAUCAUGUAUUUUUUAUUUAAAAAUGUAUUUUAAUGUUUUGGAUCUGAACAGCAUAUUUUAUAUAUAAAACUGCUGGAAAC
This is a messenger RNA of Betta splendens (Siamese fighting fish), 3227 nucleotides long. It is a transcript of the gene inpp5b, whose product is annotated as inositol polyphosphate-5-phosphatase B. The record is from RefSeq and is a predicted model, not a curated record. Gene Ontology annotation, molecular function: phosphatidylinositol-4,5-bisphosphate 5-phosphatase activity; inositol-1,4,5-trisphosphate 5-phosphatase activity. Gene Ontology annotation, biological process: phosphatidylinositol dephosphorylation; signal transduction. Gene Ontology annotation, cellular component: cytosol; membrane. The coding region runs from base 697 to 2910 and encodes 737 amino acids. The transcript is spliced from 18 exons. NCBI's taxonomy places the organism in Eukaryota, Metazoa, Chordata, Actinopteri, Anabantiformes, Osphronemidae.